CAGAAGGAACGAUCGCCAGACAGCGGCGCAGCGACGCCAAAGCGGACGCGCAUGCACUCAACUAGCUCAUCCACCUGUAGUAGAUCCGACACGCAGCCGAUGCAAGAUCGAACAAUGUCCCGGUCGAAAGACGACGACUGGAAUUUUCGCAUCAAAGUUUUAUCAGCUGCCAACUGCCUCAACAAUGAUCUCUUCAGAGACGCGGUAAAGGGCCUUGUCCGUAUCUGCUUUCCUGAUGGUAUUUUGAAGCAGUUAGGACAACAUGUCAUAGAGCAGCACAUGCGCGAAGAACGAGCCAAACCAGCGAACAUACAGCGGACGAUGGAGGCCUUUCAACCGGAGAUGAUACGCCGUUUGAUAGGCAUGCUCGCUGAAUACUUCGAUACGCCCGAUCAGGCAGUCUCGGCUGUACAGGCCGCGCUUGGACAACGACGCAAGACUCCAAACGACGAAGAAACCACAGACUCUAGCAAUACUCUCGUUGAGCAAUCUCUUUCACCGAAGAAAAAGAGGCGCAAUCGUAGUAGGAAGCUUCAAGAGGCUACGCCGUCACGCCCAAAAACCCCAACAGAAAAUACCGUUUCCAAUUCCAACACGGUUUCUCAAAGGCAGAAGGAUAGGAAGAUUUCAUCCUCAUGGGACUGGAAUAUCGAUCCCGAUACAGUCACUGAAGAAGCUAUACAACAUGCAUUCCCACGUACUGCUGAUCUGUUUGCAUAUCAUACUCUGCCUACCACCCAACAAAUGCUGGGAUCCAGAGCAUCGAGAAAGGAGAUGCUGAUUGACAUGCAAUCACUGCUAGACGGCUUGUCCCAAAAGGAAUUCCAGAAGUGGGUUGAAAGCUUGGAUAAGCUUUGCAAAGGCAAUCGCGGAAUGUUGGUCCGGCCAGAGCUCACUCAGAUGAACAAUGGCCAAUUGUCUCGUGUGACACCCGCCCCAGGCCAGUCAACGCUAUGUAUCAGGAAUAAAGGCAUACCCUUACGCAGGAACACCAUCAUCAAAUUCGAGGAUGCUGAGGGUUCUGGCGGAAUAUCAAAAACUCAGGAAGCACGAGUUACCAACGCGGCCAUGCAGGCUACCGUAACUAGUAGGCCGAACUUGUCAACAGAGGAUCGCGACCUCGGAUCAACAGUCCCUAGUGUAGCGACUGCUGAUGAGAUGGACACCAGCCGCUCUCAGAACAAUGAUAAUAUUGACAGUUCUUUCGGUAUGCCCGUGUUGCAGUUGUUGUGGGGAACAGACUCCUUAACUCCAGACAUGUGUGUCAACGAUUACUUGCAGAUCACCGAGACGAUAAUGAACAAUCUACAACGCCGACUUCCAGCUGAGGCAAGUCCGAGUCUCCUACGCAUAGUUGCAAGCGGCCUUGGCGGCCAAAGUAAGACACGCACAAAGGAUGAGCUUCGGAGUAGCAUUGUUCAAGCUUUCCCCAAACCUGGACAAUUUAUCAACUUGAUGAGAAUAAAGAAGAACAUUGAAGGUUCAUUGGUGGACUGGGUAAUCGCGGAGCCGCAGGCUUUUCCCGAGCUGAAGGCUAUGCCUUUUGUAUUCGCUCGUGUACUACCGCAUAUACGAGUGGCGAUCGAAUCGCUCUUUGGCUCCUGGUCUGCAGUAUCCAUACUAAGUGGAGUUCAAGUGUGGCGAAGUAUCCUUGAAGCUCUGGAGCAGCGAGGCCUAUCAGAAGCGUCGGUUGGUGCGGUAAACAUCGACUGUUUACAGAUCGAUAGUCUUUGCAAUAACUGCAAGUUUCCAGAGGUCACACGGCGCGCACUUCUCGAGCGUAUCUUUCGUCGUUUAGUCUUUUUACACAAAGACAAAUUUCCCGAGUUGAAAGAAACACCGGUUGUCAAGGUGUGGGAAAGAAAGACAGGCCUGGAAUGGUGA
Messenger RNA from Bipolaris maydis ATCC 48331, 1884 nucleotides. NCBI's taxonomy places the organism in Eukaryota, Fungi, Ascomycota, Dothideomycetes, Pleosporales, Pleosporaceae. The record is from RefSeq and is a predicted model, not a curated record.